Messenger RNA from Wyeomyia smithii (pitcher-plant mosquito), 1681 nucleotides. Its product is annotated as methionine synthase reductase-like. Gene Ontology annotation, molecular function: FMN binding; flavin adenine dinucleotide binding; [methionine synthase] reductase (NADPH) activity. The record is from RefSeq and is a predicted model, not a curated record. Gene Ontology annotation, cellular component: cytosol. Gene Ontology annotation, biological process: homocysteine metabolic process. Lineage: Eukaryota; Metazoa; Arthropoda; Insecta; Diptera; Culicidae. The transcript has 4 exons. Bases 132 to 1487 code for a protein of 451 amino acids.
CAAAGUUAGCAACGCGCAUCAAUCUGUAAACAUUUAGAUCACAGAACAAGUUUUAUCAGCGUAAUUAUAAGAGUUUUCGUGAAAUAUCCUUUAAUUUCGAACAUAAUUAUUUGUCUGUCCAUCUCGUCAACAUGAAUCUUAUUGAGCAGUUCAAAAACGCAACGCUCAGUUUACCCAAACUGCCGGUUCAUUACAUUGAAACAAUCCGUUCUGACAGUGGUCAAGUGAUUCCUGACCACAUGCAAUGUAACACGAAGCAGCCCUUCGGCACUGGACCAGUUUACAAAACAUCGAUUGCUGGCUAUAAAGUAUUGGCCGAUGGUGAGGGGGUAAAAACGGUGUAUGAAAUGUCUAUUAAGGAGCCUCCGAAUAUGGAGGAAUAUUUUCCGGGAGAUACAAUCGGCAUUCUUACACAGAAUCUAGCAUCCGACGUAGAAUUUAUGCUAGAUAGGUUGCAUCUUGUAGAAAUUGCGGACUGCGUUUAUGAAGUAAAGCUGGCCAAACCUGUUAAAAAGAAAAAUCCCGAGAUUCCAGCCUACAUACCAAAAUUCAUAACACCGCGACGGUUGCUCUGUGAAUGCUUAGAUUUCAGAAUUGUGCCACGUAAGUUGUUCUUGCAAGUAUUAGCCAAUUAUGCAUCCGAUCCUUGUGAAAAGCGAUUGCUUGAAAUAUUGGCGUCGAAGGAGGGAGCAAGCUUCUACAACGAAUUUAUUUUAAAAAAUGAAAUGAGUUUUGUACAUUUGCUGAAAAUUUUGUCUUCGUGCAGACCCUCACUCGCAGCACUGAUUGAACAUCUACCCCGCUUACAGGCAAGACCUUACUCAAUAGCAAGUUACAACAGAGGUGGCCAUUUACGUAUUGUGUUUGCAAUGCUAAACGAUGGCAAAAUUGGUAUUACAACUUCGAUGCUCGAAAACAAGCUGCUUUUUGCUGGUCGGUAUGACAAAUAUUUGUAUAUAUACCUCAGACAGAUGAAGCCAGUUUUUCACUACAAAGAGGAAGAUUUGGAGAAGAACAUUAUUAUGAUCGGACCAGGGACCGGCGUGUCACCAUAUUUGAGCUUUCUCGAAUACCGCAAACGAGCGAAACAAUUCAGCAAGAAAACGAAACUCGGUACUGCCUUAUUACUCACAAGCUGUAGAUAUCGAGAGCGCAACUAUAUAUUCGAAGAGGAAAUCAAGCAGUACCUUCAAUUGGGUCUGUUAGAUAAUGUCCACGAAGCAUUUUCUAAAGAUUCCGAUAGUCGAUAUAAAUUUGUGCAGGAUAUAAUUGAGGACAAGAAAGAGCAGUUUAUUAAGCUGCUGUUAGAAGAUAACACAAAGUUAUAUCUAUGCGGAGAAGGUAGGACUAUGCUACCACGGAUUCAAGACAUGAUCUCAACCUGUUUGAGUAAGAUAAAGUGUAUACCUAAGACAGAGGCAGAUUCUCUCAUAACAGAAUAUAGAAAGAUCGGUAAAUACAUGUACUAUUCCAUGAUACGCUACUAAUGUCCGAACAAAGGAGUCAUAGAAACGAAAAAUUCAUUCUCUUGCAUCUGUAUCGUUUUAUUUAAUUGAUGAAUAAAUUAUUUCAUGUUUAGAUUAUAGAAUGUUAAUAUAUAACUAACCUAAACAUUUGCUAUAAAAAAUGCGCUAUAUUGUAUUUCAUUUUCAAGAAAAUUGAAUAUUAAAUACAUAUGUUA